UAUCGGAUUUUAUCUGUUUUCGGUUUCACUUAUUGUAUGUAAUCACGUGGCUAAUGAAGGAGUGUUUUAUAUAGGGUAUAACUUAUUUAUCAUAGUGGCUUUACCCUUUGGAUACAUAUCAGUUACGAAAAUGGUCGUAUAAACGCAGUUGACAUGAAUGGCCGGAUCAAUGGUUCUACUUAUCUGCAUACUUCUACGAGUAUUUCUGGAGGUCGGUGGAGAUAGAGUCUUUCGACCUGUGGACACUAAGUGUAUCCCAAUAUGUUCAAAUCGGAAAGUGAAAGACUGGGCCUUCAACUGUGAUGGGGACAAUACCACAUGUGACUGGCAGUGUUCGGCCCAGAGGAAGGCGUGUCCAGAGGGCCUCACGUAUCACUGCGCGGCUGACUACGCGGACUUUGAACUACAUACCGGCAAUAUCAUCCACUUGGAAGAAUGUGCGCUGGAAAAGCCAUGCAAGAGAGGCGAAGAACCGAGUAUUACUCUAUACGCCAAUGGAGAAAAACUACCUCCGAACGAGGCAAAGAUUAAUUGUAUUUCUUGCUCAAACAAAUAUUUCUACAACAGCCAAGACGGCAGAUUGUCCUCGUCAUAUAGCAGGUGUUUCCAAGAAAAGUUUAACAAGUGCAUUCCGGAGGACAACAAAAUUGACUGUGGUGAGUCGUGGCUUAAGCGAACGGAGAGUGAUGGCUACUGCAGAUGCGAUGCGAGGAGAGGGUUCGCUCCUGAGAAUGAAAACAUCGACUCCAUGUGCUUCUACACUGACGCACAUUGUAUGUUAAAGAAAUGUCCGUCUGCACAGGAGCUGGCUUUAAAUUACUCCUGCAUAAUCAACUGUCCAGACGGUUAUUACAGGACGGACGAUUCAGAUGCAUGUGUUGAAAGAGCAAGCGCAACAGCAAAAACGAAGCCACCAACGACAGCUUCUUCAACAACUGAUCAAACAUACACUCAGUCUACAAUUGAUUCCACAACCGGAAAAGAGAAAGUUGUCAUCAGCUCGAAGAAGACAGACAAAGUAACAGGAGCAGAAUUUGCACCAUUUGUCGUCAUAAUUGCAUGGCUAUUGAUAACGAUAUGUUGUCACAAAGGAAGGAUUUUGAAAGAAAAAAACGAAAAAGGCCUUAUGAAGGCAGCCAGAUUAAUCGUGAAAUUAGCACUCUGCCAACGCUCUACUAGUUUAAUGGAAACCUCCGGCGAAGCUGUUAGUACACACAAUGCCGAGUCACAGCAAAACACGGAGGAGGACAAACAGAGUCGAGUGAAACUUCUUUCAGGCGUCGAACAAGAGGGUAGGAAAGUGGAGACCUCCGGUGAAGCUGUUAGUACACACACUGCCGGGUCACAGAAAGAAACGGAGGUGGACAACCUGAGUCGAGUGAAACUUCUUUCAGGCGUCGAACAAGAGGGCAGGAAAGCUCCCUGGAAGAAAAAAAGUCCAAGUGACAUAGAACUAUUGCACGUUGCGUCGCUAAUUGGAAAAGGCUGGAGAGGUUUGGGUGCUCAUCUGGACAUCAGAACCUCCCUAUUAGACCAAAUAGAAAAAAAUAACUGUGGCCAUAAAGAUAUUGUUUAUGAAAUGCUGAGAGAAUGGCGAAAUUCCAGCUCUCAACCAACAUUGAGUCAUUUAGAGGAUGCAAUUCGUGAGUCAGGCGUUGUGUUUGACUGGGACUUUGUAAAACAGGAUAUUUUAGACAAGCGUCACCAAAAUGCUGCCUUGAAUAAUACUCCGGACGAGGGUGAAAAAAACGCUGCCACGAAUGAUAUUCCGGACGAGGGUGACAAAAAUGCUGUCUCGGUUGAUAAUGAGAUGAACAACACUCUCAAUGCUAGAGUAGAGGCACAUUUAUCUGGUAGAAGCAUAGCCAGUUCUUGCAACAUAGCCAGUAGAAGCAGGACAGACGAAACACAAUUUUAACAAUACUUCUCAGUUUGCAUAUGUUGUGUAAGAGUACUUAAGUUAUUACUGAAGUUACCGUCGCAGCGUUUGAAACUUACUGAGUCCAAGGAUCCCUAGGACACAGCAUUUUUUGGAGGGACUAAAUAACCUCGAAGUCAGGUGUCCAUAUUGUGCAAUAUUGUUUUGGCAGAAAAAUAGAUUGAAACCCAAAAUACAUGUUAAGUUCAAUAAGAAUUAAUUAACAAUCGAUAAGAAAUUGUAUGUUUGUGUCCCUUCUGGAUCCCUUGGAAAUAUAGUUAAUUUCGACCAUUGCGGUGUAGAGCAAAGACUUUUCUUAGAUUAUAUUUAAAGGAAGCUGCAUAUGUUAUAAAAUUACGUUGUCAAGAAUUGUUUCUUAUAUACAAAAAUAUAUAUCAUAAUUGAAUUGUGGGAAAAUUUGUGAAUGCAAUAUAUCCUUCAUUUGCUUCAAGGGCGGAGUUUUUUUAUCUGGUGAUUGACUAAUCACGUAGAAACACUAAAACUAUUAGUUAACGAUAUAGUUUCAUUGUUAUAAAUGGAAUUUAAAUAACUUUAGAAGAAAACAACCUGCAAGUUGGCAAACUAUUCAUUGACGUCAAUGAUGUGUAUGUGUCCAUUGUCAGAUUGAUGUCUGACUUAAUAAAACGUGAGCGAGACCCUUAUGUACGGGGCAGUGUAUCAAUUUGUUUUGGACUAUUGCCUAUAUCCACCGUGUGUGUAUCAAAGUUGAAGUCUGAAACUGCUUCUUGCCGUCAGUCAAACAGCGGUUCCGUU
This is a messenger RNA of Mya arenaria, 2692 nucleotides long. RefSeq lists its product as uncharacterized. Lineage: Eukaryota; Metazoa; Mollusca; Bivalvia; Myida; Myidae. Gene Ontology annotation, molecular function: protein binding. Bases 158 to 1918 code for a protein of 586 amino acids. The record is from RefSeq and is a predicted model, not a curated record. The transcript is spliced from 12 exons. Gene Ontology annotation, biological process: signal transduction.